Apis laboriosa (Himalayan honeybee) is the source of this 438-nucleotide messenger RNA. Its product is annotated as sodium/potassium-transporting ATPase subunit beta-2-like. Gene Ontology annotation, molecular function: ATPase activator activity. The record is from RefSeq and is a predicted model, not a curated record. Gene Ontology annotation, cellular component: sodium:potassium-exchanging ATPase complex. The transcript has 2 exons. Gene Ontology annotation, biological process: intracellular potassium ion homeostasis; potassium ion import across plasma membrane; intracellular sodium ion homeostasis. The annotation marks the transcript as partial. NCBI's taxonomy places the organism in Eukaryota, Metazoa, Arthropoda, Insecta, Hymenoptera, Apidae.
AUAUUAUUAUUCUACGUUAUUUUUUAUGCGGUACUGGCCGGUUUCUUCGGAGCGAUGUUGACAGUGUUCUAUCAAACGUUAGACCCGAAUGCACCGAAAUGGCAAUUGGACAAUUCCUUGAUAGGGAGCAACCCCGGCCUCGGUUUCAGGCCCAUGCCGCCUUCGAGCAACGUCGAGAGUACUUUGAUCUGGUACAAAGCCAGCGACGAGGGAAACUUUUUACACUGGACCAGAGAAUUGGACAAGUUCCUCGAAGAGUACCAGAAACCAGCAUCGUCGACGAACGGCGCCCAGAAAAGGACGAUUUGCGACUACGGUAAACCGCCAGCCCCCGGCAAAGUCUGCGAUGUGGACAUGUCGACGUGGGGCCAAUGCACGAAGAAAAACAAAUACGGUUACAACAAAUCCGCUCCUUGCAUCUUCCUCAAGUUGAACAAG